This is a messenger RNA of Pelobates cultripes (western spadefoot toad), 26725 nucleotides long. The record is from the annotation of a GenBank genome assembly. NCBI's taxonomy places the organism in Eukaryota, Metazoa, Chordata, Amphibia, Anura, Pelobatidae.
AUGAGGAAGAUAAAGCGAUAUUUCACUAAAGCAUUGCAUCGAAUUCAGAAGGGACCGGGGUAUACGUACAAAGAGUUGCUUGUCUGGUUCUGUAACAAUACAAACACCCAUGGUCCCAAACGCAUCAUCACAGAAGGACCGAAGAAGAGGGUAUUGUGGUUCAUGCUGACUCUGGUCUUUGCAAGUCUUGUUUUCUGGCAGUGGGGGAUUUUAAUCCAAACCUAUCUCUCCUAUGGCUUGAGUGUCUCCCUUUCUAUAGGAUUCAAAGCCAUGGAAUUCCCAGCAGUGACCGUCUGCAAUGCCAAUCCAUACAAGUGAGUGCCACAGGAUUUGAGACAGUGUAACAUUUUAAUGUAUGCAACAGUUUCAAAAGCUGACCAUUAUAUAAACAUGGCUCGUAUAAAUAUAUAUAAAAACAAAGAAAGUGAGCCUAUCAUAAAAUGGUGGGGUGUAUGGCUGUUGGCAAGCCAGGUAAAUAAAUUGUUUUACUGAGCUAGAAUGAGUGAGUUAACUAAUGCCACCAGACCAGCUGAAACACACGUACCUAAUGUUACAUAGUUACACGUAGUUUCACAGGCUAAAAAGAGACAUCUGUCCAUCAAGUUCAGCGUUCCUCACAUCUGUUUUUGCUGUUGAUCCAAAAGAAGGCAAAAAAAAAACAGUUUUGGAAAAAACGCUUUCGAAUUUUGCAACAAAUUAGGAAAAAAUUCCAUCAGUCAGAUUUAUCCUUGGAUCUAGAAGCUAAUACCACCACAAAUUUAAUUUAUAUACCUGAAUUUUAUGUUUUUGCAAGAAUUCAUCCAGUUAUUGUUUAAACAUCUGUACAGACACUGAUAAAGCCACCUCUUCAGGCAGAGAAUUACACAUCCUUAUAGUUAAGGUAAAAAGCCCUUUACUUUGCCUUAGACUAAAUCUCCUUUCUUCCAGUCUAAGCGCGUAACCUCAUGUCCUAUGCAUAGUCCUAUUUAUGAAUAGAUUUCCAGACAAUGGUUUGUAUUGGUCCUGAAUAUAUUUGUAGAAUGCUAUCAUAUCCCCUCAGAGGCACCGUUUUUCUAAACUAAAGAGGUUUAAUGUUAAUGUCAUUAACUUCACUCACACAGGCCUGUGAUGGACUGCCAGCCAGGAUGGCACAUAGAUGCUCCAACUAGCUUCUGGCAGUACAGACAUUACAAAGAUUAUGGGAAAACUGCAUCAGUAACUAUUUUGAAAAUUACCUUUAUUGAGUGAUUAGUUUUUGGACUGUCACGAGUUGUGAUGAUAUUAUUCAUGUUCCAGUUGAAUUUCUUUUAGAGAGGACACACAUAGAUGAUAAAUGUGGGAGAAACUGAUGUUUUUGUUUGCAGUCUAUAUUUAAAGAAAAUUGAAUAUCCUUAAAAGGAAUGUUCGUGAAUUUAAGAGUAGCUAAAACAUGGACCCUUACGGUCCAAAGGAUAAAAGUACCAUGACGCAACAGAGACUGGAAGAAGUGGAGGGUCAAUUCUUGUGGCAACAGCCUGUAGAAUGUCAGGAAGAAGACAUAUUGGAGACAUUGUGUCUGCAGAAUAGGGAACUUUUUGAGUGCAAUCAACCCCUGUCCCUAAUGUAGGCCUUUGAGCAGGGCCCUCAACCCCUCUGUUCCUGUGUGUCCAACUUGUCUGGUUACAACUACAUGUCUGUUCGUCCACCCAUUGUAAAGCACUGCGGAAUUUGAUGGCGCUAUAUAAAUACCAUAAUAAUAAUAAUAAUAAUAAUAAUAAUAAUAAUAAUAAAUGGCCAAACAAACAUGUUGAACAUAACUAUGCAUUAUCCAAAUUUGUGGAUUAUAUGUCAAUUUCUGUUCAUGUUGCAUGUUUUUAGCUUCUAAGAUAUUACAUUUUUUUAGCAAUAUCACAAAAAAAUGAUAAUUUCACCACUUUCUCUCCCUGUUGCUUGAAGGUAUUCAAAGGUGAAACAUCUUCUGAAGGAUUUGGAUGAACUAGUUGAAACCGCCUUGGAUCGAAUCCAGUUAUUGAGUCCCAGUAACUCCAACACAUUGCUUCCAAAUAGUACCAGUAACAUGACCUUAAACAGCAGUAUGUGGAUCAACAUACCUUUAGUGCUCAUUGAUGAAAACGAUUCAAACAACCCCAUUAUCUAUAAUAUUUUCAACUCAAGUACCGAUUAUUCGACCACAAAUGUUAACAGUAACCAAACGUCCUAUGCUCAAAGAUACAAAAUAGCAAUAGAGUUGGUAAGCCUAUAAUUCAAAACUCAUUUAAUGUGUGUGAGUUCUUUCAAAUGUUAUAGUCAUUUAUACCUGUUAGCAAAAAGCCAUUUACUUCUAGGAGGUGGCACUGGAUGACCACUGUAGGCACACAUUUUGCCAGACUUGACCAACAAAUAGGUUUAUAUAUUUGUAUUUACUAUUUUCUUAUUAAUAAUUGUAAUAAUAAAUCACCCUGUCACAUUAAAAUUGUUUAUUAUAAACAUAAUUGAUGCCACAAGGCCAGAUGAUACAUGGGGCCUCUGUAAAUUUCACGGUACAUCCAUCCGUGCCGCAUCCAGUUCUCUCCAUUUUCCAGUACUUCCUCUAUGCUCUCCAAACCUAGCUUCCCACCUGAAAUGUUGAUAACUGCAGUGACAAAACAAAGUAGUGAGGGCCCUAUGCACACAAUAUUUGGGAGCCCAGCACUACUGAUUAAUAAAAACUCCUACCAUAAUCUCCUACUUACCUGAUUUCUAGGGGCUUUAUCAGGGGAAAGGGAAACUGUAAGCUGGGGUGUACGACUCUUUUAAAGCAAGACACAGGUUUCAUCACCUCAGGAUUGGUGCGAAUCUCUCCAGUUAUGUCACCUUUAGUAGCCCAGGAUGGAGAACUCUCCAUCAGUGUCACCUUUUGUAGCCUUGGGACACUUUCCAACUUAAGGACAGGUGGGUGUGAUGCACCUUCCACAGUGGGCUCUGUUGUCAAAUUAGUUGCUUGGCUGUUAUACAUAAUUAUAUCAUAUUACAAGAUUGCUUUAAAGCAAAGUACGGCUUAUGUAGGCUAGUCAGAUCAACUGCAUAGCUCUGUUAUAUUUAACAUACUCCAUUGAACGUGUAGCUGGAAUUCUUACAAAUUUACUUCAUCGUUAAAUCACAUCCAAGAUGUGUUUACUAAAUAGUGUGUUGGCUACUGUGUUGCAGAAUGAGCUCUUCUGAUUUUUACUUUCUCACGCUACUUGGCCAAGCUGUGCUUGUGAUCUGACCAGUAGACACGUGUGGCGAGUUGGCCAGACUCAUCAGGACAAAUAUGUCCUUGUAAAAAGCCAGUUUGUUUCUUUUAAAGGAAGUCAAUAAAAACAAGAGUUAAUCAUAAUUCUUCUAGAUUCCAGUUAUCUCCUCAGCAAUCUGCAACGGGUUCUAGCCAGACCUCAUGUUUACAAGGUGUUACUGUGUGACAGGGUAAAAACAGGUAAAAACAGAUAAAUGUAAAAACAAGGUGAAAUAUCGAACACAAAGCAUUUUUUGAUGACGUAUUUGUAUAGAGUAAAGUAUGCUCUAUGAGGCUGAAUAUGAAAUAUGGAAAGUGUUGAUGAAAUAUGGGAUGAGGCUGUAAUAUGCAAAAUGCAGGAUAAAUUUGCCACAUGACAGUUCACUUAUGUCAAGUGAGCUUUUAAUUAUAGAAAACAAGGGAUAAAAUAAGGCACAGUGUGAUUUAUAAACACAUUUAUGAGAAAUUACAUUUUUAAUCUAUUACCUUGUUAUAGGAUACCAUCUCAGUGGCCUACUUUUCCCACUCUCUCUUUCUGACAGCCGUCUUUAGGCAGAUUGUUAGUGAUCUGAGCACAAUGACUUUUGGCUACAGAGGAUGCAUUUUGCCGCCUCUCUUCUCCCAAUAGAAAAUGUAUUUUCACCUCUGUUUCUCUUAACCACCUUUUUUAAUUUCUUGCCCCCCUUUUGUGUUUCCUAUCCCCAAUUUUGAUUGUCCUACCCACUUUUGUGUAUCUUACCCCAAUUUUCCCCCUUUGGGUGUAAUACACCCCAUAGUGUGUCUUUUACAACUCCACAUUGUGAGUCUCUUACAACCCGCCACCCCCAUGUGUGUCUCUUACUUCAUCCCAGCCUCUCUCCCCCCAGGCCCUUGGAGUGUCUCUCCCCCAGCUCUUUUUGUGGAUGGUUCUCCCCAAGCCUUUUCUGUGUGUGUCUUAGUACCGGCCCUUUUGUUUGUCUCUUUACUUUCCCAUAGCCCCUAUGUGUGUCUCAUCCCCCCACAGCCCUUAUGUGUGUCUUUUCUAACCCCCCCAUCCCCUUGUGGUCUCUUCCACUCUCACCCAUUGCUGUGUGGUCUCUUCCACUCCUCUCUGCCUUUGUGGUCUCUUCCUCACUCUCUUGCAGGCUGACCUUCCUCCAUGUAGCAUGGCCAAUAGGACCACGGUAGAGGAUCUGCUGUAUCCUAUAUCCUAACUGACAGGAAGCUAUUUCUCGCUCCCAGUGAACACUUCCUGUCACAAAUGGUAGCGGACAAAGAUUCUCUAUCGCAGUGCAUUUAGCUACGUAACAUUAAGAGACUUGCAGGAGGGGGAGUGCUGUGCAAAUCACAUGGUGAAUGCGCCGCCCGGCCGGUGUGCCUUAGGCAGCCAUCUGCGCCACCUUAUGGUUGUACCAGCCCUGUCCGAGUAUUUACUCACUAUCUUACAAUCAUCUGUUGCUUUACAAAAUCACGUUCUUUCUGCCUGCUGCAUUUUCUGUCAGGGAAUUUUGAAAAGCAAUGGAGAGUUGCAAAAUAGUGAGCAUUGGGUCUGAUAACGUAACGGGGGACUGGGAAAAGAAGCAACUUAAACAUUUCAACAUACAUGUAUCCAAGGAGAUUUUGAGGUCAUCAUUGCUAGUUUUGUUAUUGAAUAGACUGUAAGAUAUAUCUUUAAUACUAAAGUAAUAAUUAUUUUUUCACUAAAUCCAUAGCCAGAUUUGGGCAGAUGAACGCAACUCUCCUGGCAUUUCUAAAAAUCGCAUUUUUCUGUAACUUGAAUACAGUUAACAUUGAUGGAAGCCUUCAAGUUUGUCUUGAAAGCUCUGUUAUUUACAACCAGGCUGCUUAGUCCUGAGUAGGUCCGAUCAAGGCAAGAACCUGUUGAAUACAAGAAAAAUCUAGUGUCUAAACUAUAUUCUUCUCGAUUUACCUGUCUAUAGCCUUCGUUGCUGUAGUAAAUUCUGCCCAUUGCUAAAUGGUACCACUAUGUCCCAUUUCAGGAAGAAGCAGAAUGCUAUUCUAAUGCUGGGUUUGCCAAACAUUGACUUCUGUAGUAUGCUUUAGUCAGUCCUGUGAAUCAGCCUCUACUUACAAUGGAAAUGGACAUGCAAACACCAGGUUCAUGGUAUGUUUUCACCCCCUGCGGUGAUAUAGGGAACUACAAAUAAGGAGAAAAUACAUGUAAAAAAAACUGCAGCGUAUAGCUAACAUUCUUAAAAAAGCAAGGGAAGGCAGAGCACAACUAUCAUCAAAGUGUUUAUUUAUUAAGCCAGGAACUGUGGAGAAAAGACCAUGUAGCACACCCUGGGUAACCCGACUAGUUACCUCUGCUAAUUCUCCUCUCAGCCAGACUGAAACCAUGUGUAAUUAUAACUCUCUUCCCCCCAGCAACCAGAUGAGACAUAGUUCUGGGAGUAAUCUGAGUUCAUUGCUCUGAAUGCAGCUUUUUAUGCUCAGACCCCAAGCAUUGGGUCUCCAUACAAAGUAAUACAAAGCCCUCGCACGUGUCCCUGUGUCUGGGAGGUAAUUCAGUAAAAUACCAGGAAUUCCAGGCUCUCGAUGACCAGGUACCGCUGCCUGCGUUCAGGAGACAAAACAGCCGCCAUUCACUAGAGAACGUGGAUUCGGUUUUACGAUUGGCGGCCACCCAGGGAAAGCACUUAAAUGAAUGAGUUCCUUUGAAGUUAACGAGCCAUGGGGUGGUUGGUGUUCGGUGCAUAUAAAAGGGUGGAACGUGUCUAUGUUCGGGAGCCGAACAAGUGUGGUACGGGCAAGAUAACUCUCGAACAGUGUAAAGUCCAUCCUUUGCAUUGAAACAUACUAGUCUAUAACAAACAGACUCUUUGCCCCACGGGUAUAAUGACACAGUGCCCCACAGACCAGUCAAUUGAAAAAUACAGGUCAAAAUAUUUUAUACUCUUCUAUUUUUAUAGAAGAGUAUAAAAUACACAAUACUACAAAUUAAAAGAAAAUCAACUUGCAAGCAUCUCAGUUUUAUGUGAUUUUUGUGCAAGAUAUUCAGUGAUCAUGUUAAUUUUCUCUACAGUGCUCCAACAGUGGUACGACUUGCGUCUACCGGAAUUACACCAGCACAAUCCAAGCCUUAAGUGAAUGGUACAUGUUGCAAUUUUCGAAUAUCUUUUCCAAAGUGUCACUUGCAGAGAAAAAACAAAUGGGUUUCCAAGGAGAAGACAUGAUUCUGACGUGUUUAUUUGGCGGACAGGCCUGCAGUUACAGGUAGAAAUAAAUAUCAUAUAUCACCGACACUUUUCUCUUUGCUGAAUGCUGGGUUCAAAGGGCAGAGCUUAUAACAGUGAUUGACAGAGCUAAAUUGAGGCGUUCAUUUGCAGGAUAAAAAGGGUUGGUUUUCUACAUUUCAUUUUAUUUUUCACACCUCUUAAAUACAUAUUAGUUAACUGUAGGGCUAAGUAAACAUAAUAUUAAAAAUCAUGUGUAGGUACAGUUGCUCUUUAAAUACAAAAGACUCUUAAAUUAUUUUUUUUUUAAAUAAAUAUCCUGCCUGUGAAAAUCAGACUACCUGAAAGGGACAUUAUAGUCACCAAAACAACUUUAGCUGAAUAAAGCAGUUUUGGUGCAUAGAUCAUACCUCUGAAGUCUCACAACUCAAUUCUCUGCCAUUUAGGAGUUAAAUCACUUUUGUUUCUGUCCAUGCAGCCCUAGUCACACCUCCCUCUGGCUGUGACUGACACAGAUGGAGUGAAAAAAUGGUUUCAUUUUGAUCAGAUAUAACUUACUUUAAAAAGGGUUAUCUCCUGCUCUAUAAAUUGAGCUUUAAUUACACAUGGGAGGCUCCUGCAUGGUCUAGCAAGCGAUCAGCAGAGCUGGAGGUAGCAAAUUCUAUAUUAAACAGAAUUGGCAAUAAAGGAAGCAUAAAUAUUAGAUGACUCAUUACAGGAAGUGUUUAUGAAGGCUGUGUAAGUCACAUGCAUGGAGGUGUGACUAGGGUUCAUAAACAAAGUGAUUUACUAUAGUGUCCUUUUAAGUACAGAAAUACAUUAGUAAAAAUAAAUGCAAAAAAAUAUUCACAAUAUUUACUUACAAAUUGUUAACUAAUUAAAACAAUUUAAAAUAGAGUAACAAACAAAUAAGGAUGUAGUGUAUUGAUAAACGGUUUUUGGGUUGUUGUUUUUUUUACACACAGAUGUUCCAGAAUUUAGGCAAAAAGUGCAGUUUUGAAAAAACUUAUCUGACUCUACUGUAGUCCCUAAUUGACUGUUUUAGAUUUUUUUUUUUUCAGUUCACAAUGCAUUUCAAUUUUUAUGUUUCAUGUAUAAGCACCAUUAUCUUACAUUCAGAUUUUCUCAGAAUCAUCAUCUGAUUCACAGAUUUAUUACCUUAUAACUAUUACCGUAUUUAAUCAUUCUGAUAUUGUCAGCUUUGGAAUAAUGCUGCCAGAAUUAUAGUCUGUGUCCUUGAGAUUUGAACAGACUUUGUAGUCAGUGCAUUAACUCACUGAGCCACCUUGUUAUUUCUCACCAGUAAAUAAGGUAAUUUGCUAGUAUUUCACAUAUGAAUUAUUCAGCCAUGCAAAUCUUAAUUCACGUGGACAGCGGACUCAGAGGCGGCUCUCUAAUUAGGCGAUUUAGGCGGCCACCUAAGGCCUCGUGCUGGCUGGGGCUUCGCAGCUGCCUAAGUCGCCUUAGGUUAGUGUGACAUCAGGAGGGGGCCAGGAGGCUUGCCCUGUUUGCCGCCGUGUGCGAGGCCCCUCCAGUCUGUCCUGAGAGCCAGCCUUUAGUCUGCAGCUCUGCUGGGUGUGAGCUGUAGACUGAAGUGUCUCGUGAUCCCCAUCCAAUCAGAGCGUGGGUUUCCACAGCAAUGCCCUGACUUCUGGAGAUCGCAAGACUCUUAUCACGUGGUCUGCAGCUCACACCCGGCGGAGCUGCAGACCGAAUAGGAAGGCCACCGGACCACCAGGGAGAAUGGCAGCCCACAGGACCACUAAGGAAUACCUCUCCUCUUUUCCCCCUGUUACCUCCUCAUUCAGCUACCUGUCACCCCCUCACUCAGUCCCCUGUUACCCUCUCUUUCCCUCACUCAGCACCUAUCACCCGUUCCCUCUCACACUCUGCCACCCUUCACACCCUGUCAGCCCAUUUCACACUCUAUUAUCCCCCUCUAUGCACAUACACUGUCACCCCCUCCACACAUCCUGCACUACUCCCCACACACACUGUCACCAAACUUCCACACACUGUCGCCCCUUUAACCCUGCCACACUCACUUUAACCCACCCUGAUACUGUUACACUCACCCCCUUCAACCAAAUUGCACUCAACUCCCCUCGUUCUACUACACUCACCUUAUCACAUUACCCCCUAAUCCUGUUACACUCACCUUUUCUCUCACUGGCACGCUCACCACUCCUUUUCCUGUCACACUCCCUCCUCCAACCGUGCUACACUCACUUCCAACCCUGCCACACUCACCCUGUCAAUUAAUUCACCUUAAUCAUGUCACAUUCACCUCCCCUUGCCCUUUUACCCUCACUCCUGCAACAAUGCCCCAUUCACCCCAACCCUGUGAUACACACCUCCCCUCACCAUGUAACACUCCAUCCUUCAACCCUGCCACACUCACCCUGUCAAUUAAUUCCCUUAAUCAUGUCACAUUCACCUCCCCUUGCCCUAUAACCCUCACUCCUGCAACAAUGCCCCAUUCACCCCAACCCUAUGAUACACACUUCCCCAUCCAUGCCACAUUCACCCUGUCACGCUAACCUCCCCUCACCCUGUAACACUCCAUCCUUCAACCAUGUCACACUUGCCCUCGUUCAUUCUGUCGCUCUUACCUCCUCACCCUGCCACAGUUACCCCUUAACGCACCCUGUCACAGUCACCCCCGAAGACAAUCAUCAUACACACAAAGUCAUAAAACAUAGCUUGGCGAUAAACAAAGUGCACAAAGGCACAGGCAGCCCCCCAUACACACAAAACAAAACUCUGCACAUAACACAAAACACUCAGUGUCAGACACUCUCAGGCACAUACACAGGUGGACAAUGCCAGACACACUCAAAUACACACAGCCAGAUAAAUACACACCGUGACUAUAUGUCUUUAUUAGUCAAUAUUUGUGUCUCUGUGCAUCAGUGUGUUUGUGUGUGUGUAUGCAUGUGCAUGUAUCAGUGUCUAUAUGUAUUUGUGUAUUAGUGUUUAUAUGUGUGCAUGUAUUAGUCUGUAUGUCUGUGUCUGUAAUGUGAAGGUAAAGUUGGAAACAGCAUAUAUAUUAUAUGCAUACAUAUGUGGGAAAAAUGUCUAUGACAUUGUUUUCUUAUCAGUAACUUUAUUAUUUGGUAAAUGAUUUUUUUUUAAAGCCCAACCAAAAUGUAAAUUUUUGUUUCCAAUAACCCUUUCACACUGGCACUUAUGUGUACACGACUGCCAGGCUGUAUAACCAUACCGAGCAAUCGUGUAUAAAUGAUUAGCAUAAUUGUAAAUUAAAUUUGUUUAUUGCAUAUUAUGCCAUAACUACAGUCAAAGAGCUCACAAUGCAGCGGCAUAGGGAGCCGCGACAAUGCAAGCCUCUGAAGAUGAAUACAGAGACUACCUCUCUGUAUCCAAAACUGCCAGCCUGCCAUUUAAUAUAUCUACAGGUUCUUAUCAACACGCUUAUGGGCCUCGUGAUUAGCUGCAAGCUGACAAGUGAUCAUGGGAUUGUUAAUUAGUAUUAUUAUUUAUAAUAAUAUUAUUCUCUGCUAAUAAGAGAUCUGCUUAUUGACAACUUCUGUUCUCAGGUGUACUUGCUCGCAGUAUUAAACAGCGUGUAUUAUUUUUCUUUUUUACAGAAAUUUUACUCAAAUUUAUGAUCCUGACUAUGGAAACUGUUAUGUCUUCAACUGGGGCCAGGAAGGACAAGAUCUCUUGAUGUCUGCCAAUCCAGGAGCUGAUUUCGGUAAGUGUGUAGAAUUCUGCAUGACUCUGUACGCACACCAGAAAGAUCAGUGGACGUGAUUGAAGUCAUUCUUUUUUUUGGAAUUGAUUGUUAUUUUUAUUUUGUUUGUAAGACCUAGUAAUAGACCAACAUAAUGGUUUUUUAAGAAUUUUUUUUUUGUGUGUGUGUGAUAUACAAGGUAAUUUGCUAAAGUAAAAACGCAAAGUGAAUUUCAAAAUGAGGUCAAAAUAGUCGUAAUGUAAAAAAUAUUAAUAUGAAGAACAAAAAAAUAAUACCAAAAUAUAACUACAAAGGAUAAAAUUCCUAGACAAUUGCGUACUCUGCUUAGUGGCAGAUAGGAAAAAAACAAGCUUUUUUCUGGACGAUCCCCUGUAAGUACAACAAACCUUCCCCAAUACACAUGCUGGUGGUUUUCUAACUUCUUGGCUCAGAAAAUGGUAUUCUGUUUAUUAUGUUCUUUCUCCAGACACACAGGGAUAAAAUAUCUGCUUGAAACGUAAUCCACAAGUAGUUGCCCAUGAUACAAGGACUUAUCUAUCCUUUGUACAUUUGCUCUGUGUGCCCGUGCCCAGAACAUCUCAAAGUCAUUAUUGUUUACUGCUCAAUAAACACAGUCUAGUAUGUUGUCAUAUUUUACAUGUCCUUUGUACAGUUUUAUUCUGUUUAGUUUUUUAGUCCUUAAGUAACAUUGUUGCAAAGUCGCGUGUUUUGCUCUUACAGCCAUGCUUCUAUUUUAUCCAACCAUACCUGGUAUUAGUUUCUGACUUUGGGAUCAGUAAUAUGACCGUCCAUGAAUGGGUUGAAGAAUAUGAAUCUGCCUUGUACCAACAAAGACCUCGAUGUAAUUGAUAAUCUCAACCAAUCACAAUGCUUUCCCACAGGAAAACAUUGGAUUGGCUCAGAUCGUCAAUUAUGAUGAUGCCACCCUAGCCAAUCAGCAUCUCCUUAUAGAGAUGCAUUGAAUCAAUACAUCUCUAUGCAGAGAGGUCAGUGUCGCCAUGCAGAGCGCAGUAGAACCUUUAAGAGAAUUAGAGGGUUAUUCACUAAAGCGAGACUUCAAAGUGAAUUUUACAUUUAAGGCCAGAGUAGCUGAACUAAAAGCAUAGCUGACUUAGAGAAUGUGUCCAGCUCAGCUAUUCUAACCUAGAAUUUAAAAUUCACUUUGAAAUAUCACUUUCGUAAAAAAUAACUUUGUUUGUAUCAUGUUACACCUCCCCUGCAUCAUUAAUCCAACUUUUUUCAGCAUGGCACCAUUUUGGAUGCUAGAUAUUGCUUCUCCAAAUCAUGAAAUGGUUCCUCUGAUACCACAUCUGACCAAGUCUUUCUUUUUAGUUCUGGUAAAAGCUCCUCAACGAAUAGUACCAUUCCCUGUCGUGUCCGAUAGCGCAUUCAUUGUCUCCAUGUGUUUUUUGCCAGGCUGGUGAAAAAGACUGGAAAGUGGACGAUGCAUGUAUCUUUUUAUAAAGACUGUAUUUUGUAUAAAAUGUGUGGUACAAAACCACUCCUUGUUUGAAAAAGAGAGAUAAUAUUCUGAGUCUGUCAUAUUAACAGUAACUUAAAGUGUGUAUAGGAUCUGAUAACUAGACAAUAUGGGGUAAAUAGUUUUAGUCUUAGACAUAUCUAUGAACCCUGAAUGAUUGAAUAGAGUCUGAUAGAAUGUACAGCCGGGUGAAAGGAUAAAUUAGUAUUUCAUACCAGAAUAUUAUACUUGGUAUCUUUACUUGAACUGGUGGCUCUGUAAGUACUGACAUUUAGACAUUUUAUAGGUACCAGUUAAUGUUUGGUCUUUGCCUACAUUUUCUUGGUGAUCUGUUUAAAGGUCCUCUCUUUGUCCACGUGUUGUUAUUUAACUAUUUUCUUUAGGGCUUCAUUAAAUAAAAAAAAAAAAAUAAACACUGCCAUUAAUUAUAAGUGCCCCCAAUUAAUGGAUAUAUUGGUUUGUAUGAAAUAUAAUUAUAGGGGGACUGACUGUUGCAAGGAUUUUUCAUAUCAUGUUUACGUAUCACAAUUUUUAACAAGUAUGUAUUUACGAGGUUUGAAAAAUAAAAUCAGAUGUAGAAAUCCACCCCUUUUUACCCUGCAACUGGGCGCCUCCAUCUUAGCUCCUUGUCAUUCAUUGUUAUAAGCUCUGUCCUUCACACCUGGCAGUCAGCUUUGAAAAAUUAUACAGAGAAAAGGAGAAAGGAGAAGAAUUAAAAUUUCUACUAAAACAGAGAAUCACAUGAAAAAAAGUUUAAAACAAGUUAUAGAUGAUUUUCAAUGUUUUGUCCCCUUUAAAAUGUUUUAGAAAAGCCAAAAAUCCACCAUCCUAAAUAUCUUUUAUCUUUAUUGCUCUUUAAUUUUAGCAGACAAACAAAUACAUUAACCGGUUGGAUAAAACUAAGCCUUGCUAUCUUUUUUAUUAACUGGCUGACGGGACUAUUUCUUACUUUGUUACUGAUGUAAUAUUACAUUGCCCAUCUAAGUUUUAUAAGAACACGUGUCUUAAACAUCAAAGGGACACGAAAACGAAAAAGAAAUAGACUCAGAGCUGUGCCAGAUCAGCAACAGCAUGUAUUGACCCUAGUGAUCCAUAGCUGGAAAGAUAAGAAUAAUAGUUUGUAUCAAACAAGUAUUGUAGCUCUAAUAGAGAAUACUUCCCAGGGGGCCGAGAGGUUGCUGUGUACUAUUUUCUAGUAUUGUAAUGUGUGAUAAUUGUGUUUAUUUACCGCUAUUGGUCUUUAAAGAGUAGCAGUUGCUAUUUAUUUUAGUUUUUAAUAUAUUGAAUAGAUCUUUAAAAUGAAUUUAUGUUUUAUCUUUUCUUUGUUUACUUGUUAUAACUUAUUAGCACCUUCCUUUUCAUGUUUUUGGUUUUCAUACAUAUUGACUCAUUUAAUAGCAGUGUCUGCUUAGCUGAUAUACCCCCUUUUUAUAUUGGCAGAACAUACCCUCUAGUAUCAUCACUGAUUUCAAGGCUUUAAGGAGUCACUGCAAGUAAUACUUAGCAGGAUGACAAGUAGGCCAAGAGAUGUACUUCUACCAGCCCAGAUCUCACAGCUCUCCAUUGAGGUCUGGCUGUGUAGAUUGCGAUAAUCCAGGUAUAACAUGCCUGUGAGCAAUCCGCACAAGUCUAAGCUCAGAUCUCGGCUCCCUCUGCUCUAAAUGACUAGCAGAAAGGCCACCACCUACAAAAAUCAUAUGUAUAAAGGAGGGAACAUUAUAAUCGUGUUGUAGUGUUUGCUGUCCCAUUAAUGUUUUCAAAACGGAUCGUCCCUUGUUCUCCAUGAACGUGUCUCUCAGAGCAGUUGGAUAUAUUGUUUUGGCUGCCCCCCCAAUAACUAAACUCAUGUUCCUUCCACAGGAUUGAAGUUGGUCCUAGACAUUAAUCAAGAUGAAUACAUCCCAUUUCUCCAGACAACAGCCGCGGCCAGGUUAAUCCUUCACCAACAGAGAAGUUUCCCGUUUCUCAAAGACUUGGGCAUUUAUGCCAUGCCGGGCACGGAGACUUCCAUCGCUGUACUUGUGGUAUGUCCCUGAGAAAACAAACUGAGAACAAAACUAUCUGAUGGGACCUGAGCCAGAUGGUUUGGUUUUAACUGGCUUUUUAUGUAUGUUUAUUGUUGUUGUUUUAGCAGUAUUCGUUUGUUUUAAUUGGAUUUUUUUUUCUGCUUUAACUUGUAGCAAGCUCUGCUUUAGACAGAGUUAGUCAUUCUUUUUAAUCACUUUUACGCAUAUACCUCACAUUUCCAAUAACCCUCUAGGUCAGGCAAGUGAUCUAAUAUUAAAUGGAAGCUGAAAGCAAAAUCAAAUCUUCUCCAGUGUUAUCACACAUAAAAAGUGUCCGUAGUCGUUUAAUACAAAGAUAGCUGUCUUUGUCGUAAGGUUGCAAUCCUGGCAUUUCUUAAAGGGCCCACUGGGAGUGUGAUGGUAUUAUACAAAAUCUGUUACAAGAAUGGCAUGUUGGUCAGAACUAGACCCAAGAGAUAGUGUGUCAGAAGGGACACAUCAGGAUAGAUUUAAUGCCAUUUACAUUGGGAAUUAUAGAGUUAAUGAAUUAUGGGGAAAAAAAAACCUUAUAAUUUAAAAUAGAAAUUAAAGAAGGGAUUCAUUCUCUUCAAUGUUUCUUGCUUGAUGGCAAUCUCCAAUCUGCUGGGUCUGCUUCUUCGAUAUUGAAGCCUGCUAAUAUCUAUCUAUCUAUCUAUCUGUAUCUAUUUAUCUGUCUAUCUAUCUGUCUCUAUUUAUCUGUCUAUCUAUCUGUAUCUAUUUAUCUAUCAAUCUAUCUGUAUCUAUCUAUCUAUCUAUCUGUAUCUAUCUAUCUAUCUAUCUAUCUACCUAUGUAUCUAUCUAUCUAUCUAUCUAUCUAUCUAUCUAUCUGUCUGUCUGUCUAUCUAUCUAUCUGUAUCUAUCUAUCUAUCUCUCUGUCUAUCUACUGUCUAUCUAUCUAUCUGUCUAUCUAUCUAUCUAUCUAUCUAUCUAUCUCUCUGUCUAUCUACUGUCUAUCUAUCUAUCUGUAUCUAUCUAUCUAUCUAUCUAUCUAUCUAUCUAUCCAUCUGUAUCUAUUUAUCUGUCUAUCUGUCUAUCUAUGUGUGAUGUAGAUGUAUACUUGAGUACUUGUAGGCCACUUUUAUUUAUAAAUUGGACCAUUCUCUAUCUUGUUCCUGUUCUCUCUCUGUAGGAUGGAGUCCAGCAUCUCGAAGCCCCGUAUACUACUUGCACUGUCAAUGGAUCUGAUAUUCCAGUUUCUAAUUUGUAUGCUGAAUACAACAGCUCCUAUUCUAUCCAGGUACUUAUUUUUAUACUGAUCUAUCCAGGUACUCUGUGUAAUGUUAAAGAUAGACCCUUCUCUGGGACAUCUUGAGACUUCAGUCUGAAGAUGCAAAAAAGUGCACACGAUCAUUGCAUCAAUUACUAUGUUGCAAAGAGUUUGUGAAUGUGCCGUAGUGAUAAAACUGGCCGAUAAGCACUCUGCAUUCUUUUUUUUUUGACAUUCUUUAUUUAAGUUUUUCAAUAUUCAAUCACAGCAUGUAUAUCCAAUAUAAAUUAACAUGUGGUAACAUAUAAACUGGUCAGUUAUGUGUAUUACAGCAUCAAGAUAGUUUCAUCUACUGGAUAAUAAAUUGUAUUUGAGUAUUUGGCUUCAUUAUAACAGUGAGCGUUCUUUUGUGUUGUGUUCUGUCGUUAGCCCUGUAUGGGGUUAAUCCCCUCUGUGGUCGGGUGCGAAUGGAGUUUGUGGUUGCUCCUCAAGAUUCGUGUGAGUUUUCGGGUGGGUUGUUUCAACCGCUCUGUGUUGUGCUCGUGGGUCAGAGGGGGAGUUGUACAACCCUGCAUUGGUAUCUGAGCUUCCUCAUUUGUAGGUAGGACCCUAAUAGAGAGGUUGGCUCAGUGCAAGGUUUCCCCUCACUUACUUAUUGGGUCUAGUGUGACCUAUGGUACUUAAGAGGUGUGGUAGUCUCCGUCUAUGUGUGGUGCAGUUCAUCUUUGUCCCCAGCCUCGUACAUGGUGCUUUGUUCGUGUUUCUAGUGCCAGGUUGAUGGAUAUAGAGCUUUGUCCCAAUCCGUGUUAUGUCUGUCUACGUGUGUCCUUCUUUGGGGGGGUACCGUCUGGGGCUUUGUAUGGGGGUCCAGUCUGGUUCGUGUUUGAUUUGUGUGUUGGUUUAGGUCGUAAUGAGCCUGGUGUGGAUGGGCUCAGCCUUAAAUCAUGAGGGGGCCAAUUAUUUUGCCCCUGUGACCGUGUAGUUACCCCCUAGUUUCCCUGAGUCGAUCUGUUUUAGGUUUUCCCUGGGGGUAGUUGACCUGGGUUGUCCGUAGGCGCAGCUAGUAUAUGUAGGGUUAUCCUGUGAUGUCUUGUUCUGUCGUUGUGCGGUGUGUGGGGUCUGUGUCAGAUGCCGUGUCGUCACCUCAGGCCCCUGGUUUGAGUCGCUCGUGUGGUGGGUGUGAUCAUAUCAUCCCUGGGGCAUGUAGCACGGUCCCCGUGACUCUUCUGGAUACCUAAUUCUAGGUUGUUAUCUCUUAUCUUGGGUCUCGCUGGGUUCGGUGUGUGUGUGGGGUUAUGUAUGCCACCUGCGGCAGCCCCAGUUGUUAGUUGGCGUGGUCAGGGCCGGGUGCUACUGGCUCCGGUCGUGGCUUCUUGUGUCUGGGGUGGGGGUGAGUCCAUGUUCCUUGCGUCCCGGUCUCUCUCUUCCCUCCGUCCCCUAGUGUAUUGGUCCAUAUGUCGCUCUAGCGGGUCACUCCUCCCCUCCCGUGACCCAUGGUCCUUCGUCUCUGUCUCUGCUUACUCAUAGAUUCCGCUUUGUGCGGAGCCUUAAGUCGGUCUGCGUGCCCCCGGGGGUUGUGUCCCUCCGGGUCUUUUGUGUGUCUAUGUGUCAUGUGGUUGGAGGGGUGGGGGGUCGCGUAGGAAGUGUGUCUCCGUCGUGCUGAGGGUGCAAUCUACUCGUCUGGCACUGCCUGUGUCUGUGCAGAGCUCUGUUGGGUGGGUUGUGUUGGUGCGGGGGCGCCGUCCCUCUCCACCGGGUCUCAUCCUCCCGUCCGUUUUGAUGUGUAGUCCAUCCAUGGGUACCACGCCAAAGCGCAUUUUUCCUGGCGUCCCUGCAGGGAGGCUGUCAUCAUCUCCAUGUUAUAUAUCAUCUCCACCCUAUCUACCCAUUGUUGCAGGGUUGGAAUUGUCGAGCUUUUCCAAUGGAGUGGGAUGAGCGACUUCGCUGCCGUGAGUAGGUGUAUGAGGAUUCCUUUCUUGUAGAUCUUCACCGGCGUACGCGUGUGGUUGAGAAGCAGUGGCAUGGGUUGGAAUGGGACGUCUGAGCCCGUGAUGUCUUUGGUCGUCUGAUGUAUCAUCCUCCAGAACGGUUCGAUACGUGGGCAUGUCCACCAGAUGUGAAUGCUGGUUCCUAUUCCUGUGCCGCAUCUCCAACAUUCGUUUGAAAUUGACUCAUGCACGUGCUGCAGGAUAUCUGGAGCACUCUGCAUUCUGUAGCCUGGCCAGCCCGAGUUGUUAAUUUUCAGUUUGGCAAAGUGUGUAAAAUUUGAUCUAUAAGAGAUCUCUUUAAUGAAGGUGGAUUUAAAAGAGCAGAUGAGAAUAUAUUCAGUUACCAUUCUCUCAGUUUCUUCUGUGCCCUAAAUGUACCCAUGGCUUCUCUCCAAAAUGUAUUGCUCGUCCAGAUGUUCUGUGCUAGCCUGGGUCUGCCAUCAGUACAUCAUGACUCCCAUCCAACAAAUAAGAACAUUGAUUUAAAAGCCAAGCUUACUUAAUAGCAUUUUUUUUUAAAGGUAAAGAACAUGUGGACAAUGGACAGUGCUAGCAAUAAAUAUGGCUGCUUGCAGCACCCUGCACAUCUUUAUUAAAAAAACAAAAAACAAAAUAAGGGGCAGUCGACAUAUGAGCAAAAAAAAUGUUUUAUUAAAAUAAAAACACACCCACAAUUAUUAUAUAUAUAUAUAUUUUUUUAGGAAGACUUUGCCGCUUUUAAAACUGUUCUCAGUCUACUAGUCUAUGUUUUAGAUUUUUAUAUUGUUUUUUAUUUAUUUGGCUUCCUCUUUUUUUAUUUUAAUUAUCUAUUUUAUAAUGAUACAUUAUGUUCUGUUUUAAGCAAAAGAACAUCUUAUCAUGUUAUGUAAUCAGGUCUCAGUUGAAUCAGAAGUGUAAUACUAUACGGGGACUAAGCAAAUUGUUCCAAAAUCCUGGCAUUUGGCAUUCACGGCUGACCGGCGGAAGCCAUGACCAUGAAAUAUUACAAAGCAGGUUUGAUCGAGAAAAUUUUGAACAGCUCAAUAAUCUCAGGCUUUUGCCAGUAGCAGUUGAAAGUCCUUUUUGUUUUGCAUUAACCCCUUAAGGACACAACUUCUGGAAUAAAAGGGAACCACGACGGAAUAUUUCCGUCAUGUGUCCUUAAGAGGUUAAACAGUACAUGUUACUGUUGCAUUAAGCAGUACAUCUUAUUUUAACUUAGUGUAUUUUACUUGUUCCCAUUUCACAAAUCUCAUUGAAUCACAUAGAUUACGUUAGAAUUUGUGCUCAUUUUACACAAUAUUCAUUCCAAUUAUGCAGUGUUAUAAAAACUCCUUUAAAAAAGUCAGGGGAGAUUUAUCAAAGUUUUGCGUCUUGGACAGAGGUUCAACGAUAUGAAUGGGGAAGAGUCAUCAAUGCUCUGUUCCUUUGUUACCUUGCACCAUUUUUCAGAUGACACUAAUCUGAUCAAUUUUGACUGACGUCCUCAUUUCUUAGGUCUACCUCAAAUUAAAUCGUUUAUGAUGUGGACCCAAGUUAUAAACAUGGUAUUAAUUCAAUCACCCAUUCUUCAAUGAUAACAUUAUCUCAGUGACUUAUUCUACAAUCGUAAUAGAAUAUCAGUACUAAUUAUGUUAAUUAAGGUUAGUUAUGUAAAAUACCUUUAUUAGACUCUUCUAAGUCUGAAAAGAGGUCUCCGUUGCACUAGAAAAUGUAGAUCCUCUACCAGUCCUAGAGCAAUCAGGUUUUCUUUAAUAAUAUAUUUCAUUUCCAGCAAGUGGGAAUGUGAAACAUUUUCAUGGGACCUAAUUCUGGGUCCGGAUUCAAGAGUUUAAAACCAUUGUAUUAAACACUGUUUCUCCCAACAUCAUUACGUUAAUGAAACAAUACACUUUAAAAUAAGUGGUUUUAUUUAAUAAUAUUAGUAUUUAAAAACAGUGCUGUAUUUUGUUUUUCCAUUUUGUUUUCAGAUUGUUCAAUAUGACAUUCAAAAUAUAUUCUUGUGUGGGUUAAAGAGAAAAUAAUUAGACAAACACUCCAAGCACAAAAAACAACUUUAGCUUAAUGAAGUGGUGUUGGUGCAUUGACCAUGCCCUGCAGUCUCACUGCUCAAUUCUCUUCCACUUAGGAGAUAAAUUACCUUUGUUUCUAUUUAUGCAGCCCUAGCCACACCCUCCCCGGCUGUGACUCACAGUUGUUUUAUUUUCAAUCAGAUCUUACAGCACAGUGUGUUUACUUGAUGAGUACUUAUCUCCUGCUCUGUUAGUUUAUCUUUAAUCACACAAGGCUGUAGGCUCUGGCAGGCAAUUAACAGGACAGGAGUUGAGAAAUCCUAACUGAGCAGUAGCGACAUUCGGCAGGUAAGAAAUCAAACCAUUCUAAAAUGGUUUGAGUCUUUACAAUGGUGGGCGCCAGAGCACUCCUGACACUAUAACUACUACAUAACCUAUGAUGAUGGUGCUUGGAGCCUUCCUUUAAAACUCCACUUUUGACCCUUCCACUCAAAUGUUCAUUUUGGCCUGUCAGCUACAUGUAAGUUACGAAUAUUUGACUUUUUUUCCCCCAGCAUAAUAUGUUUGGCAUUUGUUUCAGUGUUAUGUCUUCUCUAAGAACCUAAUAUAAAAGUUUUCGCAACACACUAAACAGCUAUUAUGAGGUUGUCAAUGAAUUGUCAUUGAGAAUCUCGUAAUAGCUCUUUGGUGUGUUGCAAAAACUUAAUUAAAAAAAAAGACACAAUAGAAGACUUCUGUAAGGCCACAGGGGAGCUGGUUAAGAACAAAAUGUACAUAAAUCCUGAAGCAGAACCACACGGCAUCUGUGGCCAAAAAAUGUAAAUUAAGUGUUUAAACUUGGCAAGUAUCCUUGUGUUUGCCUGGGUAAUGAUUCUGUUUCAGCAAACUUACUAUGCUACAAUAGCAUUGAUAUCGAUACUGGUGACUGGAUUAUAUCUAGGUAAAUAUUGAAAAAAGUUAAAGAAACCAAGUCCAAAGACUUUUCGAUAAAUGCUUACAUUCCAAGGGUGCAUCUCUGUUUUUGAAAGGAUUUAAAGGGGAACUGUCACAUACUGGGAUUUUUAAUAUUACAUUUACUAUCAAUAAAACAGAUUUAUGAUUAUGAGGCGUGGAAAAUAAAAUGAAAUGAAGAGAUCCACACUCUUGUAUUGACCCAAAUCCUGGCACUGUGUGCCUCCAUCUUGACUCCCUGUGACUAAUUGUUAUAAAAAUUGUUAUAAACUUUUCUAUUACUGUAACCAUAAAGAAUGGCACAUCUGAAGUUAAAAUGGUGCUUUUAAACACUAUCAUUUUUGUUUUAAAUACUACCUAAAAGGCUAAAAUACAACCUAAAAACACACAUACAUACAUAAAUGUUCAAAACAUCUACACAUUUAAGAGUAACACAUAAAAAAAAUCACAGAUUAUGAUGAAAAGAAGGAAAGGGAAAACUAACCUUUAAUUGUUUAACCCCUUAAGGACCAAACGUCUGGAAUAAAAGGGAAUCAUGACAUGUCACACAUGUCGUGUCUUUAAGGGGUUAAAGGAACACUAUAGUCACCUAAAUUACUUUAGCUAAAUAAAGCAGUUUUGGUGUAUAGAUCAUUCCCCUGCAAUUUCACUGCUCAAUUCACUGUCAUUUAGGAGUGAAAUCACUUUGUUUCUGUUUAUGCAGCCCUAGCCACACCUCCCCUGGCUAUGAUUGACAGAGCCUGCAUGAAAAAAAAAACUGGUUUCACUUUCAAACAGAUGUAAUUUACCUUAAAUAAUUGUAUCUCAAUCUCUAAAUUGAACUUUAAUCACAUACAGGAGCCUCUUGCAGGGUCUAGCAAGCUAUUAACAUAGCAGGGGAUAAGAAAAUCUUAAUUAAACAAAACUUGCAAUAAAGAAAGCCUAAAUAGGGCUCUCUUUACAGGAAGUGUUUAUGGAAGGCUGUGCAAGUCACAUGCAGGGAGGUGUGACUAGGGUUCAUAAACAAAGGGAUUUAACUCCUAAAUGGCAGAGGAUUGAGCAGUGAGGCUGCAGGGGCAUGUUAUAUACACCAAAACUGCUUCAUUAAGCUAAAGUUGUUCAGGUGACUAUAGUGUCCCUUUAAACAUGCAUCAGUUUCCAUCUUAAUGCAACUUGGUUUUUUUUUUAGCUGUAAUUAAUAGAUAGAUAAUUCAAACUUUAUCUUAUCCUCCAAGAGAGAGGUCAUGAACAAAACUAAAAGUGGCAUAUCAACAUCAUAAAUAAUCUAGAUAUAAAUUCUAAUUUGACACCAAUAAGAUAUUAGGAGGGGGCAUGAGCUCUAUAUAUACAUAUACAGUAUAAGGUGGGUUUACAGAUACAACAUCAUCACAGCAACUUUCCCCAGUUUCACAAGGAUCACAUGGCCCCUAUAUAUUAACUUUCUGAGAUUCUAUAUAUGGUCAUUACAGAUAGUAACAUUCUUCUUGUCAGUCUAUUAUCAGAGCCGUAUUUAUAUUGCCCAGGAUGUUAUACUGGGGCUCCAUCAUAGAGCCCUGAGUUCUGUUUCUGUAUGCGAUGGCUUAUUGUAUGUGUGUGUGGGAGUGUAUGUAGUAGCAGGCUGUAGUCACUAUGAUGGUUGGAGUAACCAUUUAAAGCCCAAUGAUAUCUCAUGCUCUCAUCACAUUUCAGCUCCUGAAGACCCAAUGCCAGUAUGGAGAUUCCUGCUUAUUUGCCAUUUGCAGUCUUGCAACUGUUCAGUGAGUGGGACAAUCCGUUUUCUGAAAUAUCAUUUUUAGCUGCUGGAUUGUUGUGGCAGAUCUAUGCUUUCAUUGGUCCUUAAAGGGACACCCCAAGCAAAAUAAUCACCAUAGCACACAGUUUGACUUCUUACCUGGGUUACACAGGGUGUCCUUCCAUACCUCCAUUACCAUCUCCUGAGAGUCGAACGUUCCUUAGCCGGAACUUCUGUUAGCUCUCCUUAGCUAAGUCCUGCAAUGCUCAGGAGAGGUAACAUAAGUUCCUACUGAGGAACAUCUGGCUCCUGGGAGAUAGUAGUGGAAGUAUGGAGCGGAACCGGCCCAGGAAAGGAGUUUAGAAAAUUGAAGAGGGCAGGGUGCUUGGACAGUCCUAUUAAAGGAAUAUGUAGGUUUCGAAUUAAUGAUUGGGUGACUGUAUAGACAUUAGCUGGUUAUGAGAAUGUUUUAUUUUAGAGGAGAUCCCACUGGUGUUACACGCCUUUUACCAUCUUCCAUAGAGCGUGGCUGCCAGGAAUUGCUUUAGUUUUGCAGAAAUAUUUCCCCCCCAAAGUUUUAAUUAUUCAAUAAGAAAGAAUAAAAGUAUUGAAUUGCCUAUAAUAUACUGACCGUCCAUUUGUGAAGGACUGCCAAUAAAUAAGACAUUUUCUAUUAUAUGCAGUCAUGUCUCCGAUCCUGUUUUCAAGAACAAAUGGUGAAAAAAUGCCAAUGUGCCUAUUACUUGUACCCACUACCGUCAGGAUAUAAAUACUGCAACAACGAGGAGUAUAUUGACUGGGGUAGGUAUCCACGGCUAAAUUCAAUGAUAGAGUAUUUGUUCCACUUAUGCAGUAAAUGCUUUUGUCAAACAGAGUGUAUGUAUAUUCAAUAAACUUCAUCAGCCUUCAAGGAAGGCUAUUUUUUGUUUUUGCCACUCAUAUAGAGUCUACCUAAGAUGCCCAUGCACUAGGACCUUUUGCCAAGUCAACAUUUCAGCCUGUCUUUCAGAAGGUUCCUUAGCCCAAUUUUCAUUUUGACAUGGUUUCUUUUUUUCUUAGUGCCUUGUUAUUACGAAUUGAGGGAUUCCGUGGCUGACAGAGAGAUUUGUAUUAGUUAUUGCCAGCAGCCAUGCAAGUAAGUAGACAAAACAGGCCCCAUAGUGGGUUUCCAGUUAAAUAAUCAAUAAAGUAUGCAAGUGUUACUAUUGUCAAGGAUCACAGAAUUUUUUAUACUGAGACCUUUUUAAUUAAUCUUUUUAAUUAAAUGUUUCCUAUUAUUACACGCCUGUUUGGGUUUCCGAGACAUUCAUUUUCUCUCUCACCUAGCAUGCUAUCCAAUUUCCUUUUCUGCAUAUAUAAAUGUAUGUUUCUAUGAGUUGCCUUAGGUUUUCAAUUGUGUGCUAUCCUGAUCUUGGCUUGUUUGUCACUUGGUAAUAUGUGCUGACCCAUUCUGACCUUUACUUUUUCAACAUUUGCUCCUCCUGAUCUUGGCAUCUUUACAAUUAGAUAGCAUUUGCCUCCUCUCCUGAUCUGGGCUUGUUCCUUAUUUGAGAACCUUUGCUUUCAAUCAUGAUCGCUAGAUCACCAUCUCAGAACCUAUGUUGGAUAUCUGCAAUCUCCACACUGACCUUGGCUUGUUUAUCAUUUCAAAUUGUCCAGUGUGAUGUGGACUUGUUAGCCACAUGAGAAACUGUGGCUCCUCUCCUGAUCUAUGCUUGUUUACCAUAUUAAGAACCUCUGGUUCCCCUCCUGACCUUGCAUCGUUUAUCAUAUGAGAACUUGUUCUGCCCAUCCUGACCUUGACUUGCUGAACAAUGUGUUCUCUAUUUCUCCUUCUAGGCUUGUUUAUUACCAAAAUUAUCCUUGCAAAUAUAUUUGAUAAUUCCUUGGAAUAAUACACAUUAUCUUCUUUUGUUUGUCUUAGUGAUACUCAGUAUAAAAUGACCAUAUCCAUGGCUGACUGGCCAUCUACAGCAGCAAUGGUAAGUGCACAGUCCACAUGGGUACAAGGGUCAUAAAAGGAGUUCAGUAUUUAAGGAGUUUAGUAUAUUGUAUCAGUAGAAUUAUUUAGUAAAUGAGGGCUGCCUCUCACUGCUGUGAAAAAUCCCAGCCUUAGAUUAUCUCUUUCAAUAGACAGAAAGAUACUUAUCUAAUUAAUUUAGCCUUCCAUGCUCAGUAUUUGUUGGUGGUACUUCUACCUGAUGGUGGUGUUACCUAUAAAGAAAUAUUGAGCUCCAAAACCCCUGAAAACAAUCAUGAAUUUAAAGACACAAAAUCAAGUCCUGCACUCAAAUUCCCAUUACUCUUAGGGCGGCAGCAACGCCCAUAGUGCACAUUAGCCGCAAUACAUACAGUAAAAACCAAAGGAAAAAAAAAGUGUUCCCUAUUAAGGGUUAAUACGCAUGUGGGGUUUAGAAAAUACCCCUCUCUGUCUCAUUAGAGAUCUCUUUGCCAGAAGUUCAAGGAAGCAAGGUGAAAGGUUCGUGUAAGACCCACCUAAGUGGUUUGCUUUGACGUGACAGGUGGGCUAAACUCUCUCAUGGCCAUUGGAGAAACUAAAUAACCUCCAUUUGAUUAAAUAUGCAUAGGGAGUUGGGAAGAGCGCAGGUAACUUUUUAAUUUGGCUUUUACUGUACAAAUUUAAGGACGUCUGACAACAAUUAUAUUCCUAAUUUCUUUCCUUCAGGAUUGGAUUUAUCAUGUCCUGUCUUUUGAAAAAGAUUCCAGCACUGUCAUCACUGUUAAUCGGUAAGGUCUUAACGGAUAUAUUUUCAUGUGACAUUGAUUUUAUCGAAGGAGCCUGUCAUCUGUAAUGGCUGGUUUUAAGCUGAAGGGUCUCUCCUCCUAGUGAUUCUGCCGACAUUAGGAGAGACAACAAAGUGUGGCAACAUUCUAGACGUGAAACAGUCAUCAUGGAAACCAGUGGAUGAUUUACCUGGUUUUGAUGAUGAAUACGGGCUAUCUUACCCCAUUUUCUAUUUCCUAAAUCUCCCCCAUGAUAUUAUGAUUGCUGAAAUAAGAUUUGUACCAACAAAUAUCUUACUGUACAUUUUGUAUGUAAUCUCGUUAAACCUUUUCGCUUUAGUGUGGGUGGAUGUGACUGUCUGUAGAGAGUGGAGAAAUCGAUUUGAGACAGAGCUGUUAAUACUAGGUCAAAACAAUCACAAAUAGAUUACUACUUCAGUUGAAUAGAAAUUCUCAGAAAUCUACUCAACGACUUAAAAAACCUGCUAGGAUUAGAGAUGUCGCGGACCGUCCGCGAACAUCUCGCGAACGGUUCGCCACGAGCUGUUCGUGGCGAACUCCGGUCAGCUGACACGUCCCGGCCAAUCUCCAGCAGACCAUCCUACUUCAGCUGACCGGAGUUCGCCGCGAACAGCUCGUGGCGAACCGUUCGCGAGAUGUUCGCGGACGGUUCGCGACAUAUCUAGCUAGGAUAUAUUAUAAUAAUAAAUAAAUAAAGUCUGUUAUUUAUAGAAGCCCGCAGAUUUUAACAGUCCUAAUCAUCAUCUCUUUUUUUUUUUUAUCCCAUAUGUUUCAGAAACGGCAUCAUGAGAUUGAACAUUUACUUUCAGGAGUUUAACUAUCGGAGCAUUGCAGAGUCUGCUAGCACCAAUGUGAGUUCCUCGUGGGCGGAGUCUUGGAUUACAAUUACAGUAAAAAUGCUUUGGUAUAAAAGUGAGAAGAACAAUGAAAACCCACAAUAAAUUGGAUAUGUUAAAGAAAGAAUUGUGCUAAAAUGACUACAAAAGUGAAAAAUGGAAAGGGUGUAGAUUUUUCUCCCUUUUUACUGCUAAGCAAGAAUUCUGCAAUUUAGUUUUCAGUUUAUCACAAUUCAUUACAUAGCAAAUCAAUCACUCAAUCAACCAACCUUUUCAUUACAUAAGCUUGUACAUUGUUUUUGAUGCUAACAUUCCCUUCACAUUGUAUCCUCUAUGAAAGAUGACAUAGUUGCACUUUAAAGUGUUUUUUGUUUGUUUUGUUAAUGACCUGUACAGAAUACUGGUACUUUUUAUUUAUUUUUUAAUCAGACACAUUUAUUAGCUAACCCCAGGACUGUAGUGAACUGAGAACCUAAAUUGUCAAAUUUAAAAGGACACUGUAGGCACCCACACCACUUCAGCAUAUUAAAGUGGUCUGGGUGCAAACUCCCAUCACCCUUUACCCUAGAGUGGUAAUUAAUUAUUGCACUUUUUAUAAACUGUAAUAAUUAUCUGCUAGGGUUAACUCCUCCUCUAGUGGCUGUCUACAAGAUAGCAACUAGAGGGACUCCCUGGCUUGAAGGCGACUUUUAAUCACCUAAACGACGCUGGAUGUCCUCACGCUAUGCAUGAGAACUUUCAGCGUCUCCGGAAUAACCAUAGGACAGCAUUGAAUAAUGCUUUCCUAUGGGGAAAUCGUAAUGCGAGCGUGGUCAUUGCUGUGCAUGUAGCUGUAGGCAUUCUAAAUGCCCCACUUUUGGAAGGGCUUCCGCAGUGCUCUCUGCAUGGUCCUGUAAAUUGGGUGCUGGCCAGACAGGCUGUCUGAUGUCAGGCUGGCACACGUUCACUUUCCAGGCAGGCUUGACAAUUGUGAGUUGAGCCAGUGGCACAAGUUGACUCAUUGGCAAUGCCUCCCCAGACAACAUCCACCUGUCCCUAUUCCAUACCUCCCAAUAUUGGGUGGCAUGCAGUUUCCAGGGGCUUGGUGAAUUUUAAAUGCUGUUCCUACCAAUGAGGAUAUGCUAAAAUAGCAGAGGGAUCCAAUUUUGGGUCCUGACAUAGGGAUUAAGAACCACUUAUAGUGUAAAGGUAGCUUUAUUAAGAGUUGCAAUGGGUGAGUAGCACUUGACCGUGUUUGGACUCCAAUCAUCCAAUAUCUUCUUUUUUUCUGAAGGUGGUUUGGCUACUAUCAAAUCUGGGAGGACAAUUUGGUUUCUGGAUGGGUGGUUCCGUCUUGUGCAUCAUCGAGUUUGGAGAGAUUAUUAUUGAUUGCAUCUGGAUCACUAUACUCAAACUCCUGGCAUGGCAGAAAGACAGGAAACAAAGGAGAAGACGACCUGAUUAUUCUGAUCCUCCUCCAACUAUAUCUGAGCUGGUGGAAAGUUACACAAAUCCCGCAUUCGUAAGUGAGGACAAUGGCGAAAUACACAUGGACAUGCCAGGCACUCCAGGAAUACCUGGAACUCCUCCUCCACACUAUGACUCUCUACGAGUGCAAUCAUUCGAUGUUAUUGAACCUCUAUCCAGUGACGAAGAGAUGGACAAUUAA